GAUUAGGCUAAUAGUUUAGUGUGCGAGGCAGGGAGGUUUUCAUGAUUGCUGCAAACCAUGUUGUUCCCUCAUCUCAAUAUAUAACCAAGUCGGCGAACCUAUUUUCCCUCUCAAAGCUCUCUCAUCUCAUCACAGCCUACACUAUUCUCUCUUCCUCUCUCUCUCUCUCUCUCUCUUUUUCCUCUCUAUAAACUCUGUUUUUUAGGUUUUCAUAAAAUCGAAAUUUACCAAACUCUCACGAAAACCUAAAAAAGAGACGAAGAAAAUCCGUGAAAAUCAAAGAUAAAAUUGUAUCAACCAACAACAGACUCAAUUGAUUCUUGCACGAUUGAUGCUGUGGUUUGUGGUACCAGUGCUCCUUUUCUGCAGAAGUUGCUAAUCGCAUUUGUAGGCUGUUCUCUUGAGUUCUUUUUAUAUUUGAGCAUCUAUUGUAACAUGAAACAUUUCACAUUUAAAUAUACAGUGUUGUAAAUUGUAAAUAAUCCAACAUUUCCAGUGGUAGUACUAUCGGUUUCAGCUUUCAACUUUGUGGCAUUCCGGUGUUUUAAUGCAGUUGCUCUAAUUUUUUUCCCUAAAUAUAUUACUGCAUUUCAUCAGAUAUUUGUAGAUGUGUUUUGGAUAUCCGUGGAAAGGACAAAUUUACUUUGAAGGUGGCUUGUUGAAUUGAAUUUGGAAGUUAUUUUGUUCUGUCAAUGGAGAGCUUAGCGCAACUGGAAGCGUUGUGCGAGAGACUUUACAAUUCGCAGGACUCGGCUGAAAGAGCUCAUGCAGAGAGCACUCUGAAAUGCUUUUCUGCAAAUACUGAAUACAUUUCACAAUGCCAGUACAUUUUGGACAACGCGUCGACUCCCUAUGCUUUAAUGUUGGCAAGUUCAAGCUUGUUGAAGCAAGUGACAGAGCACAGCCUCUCUUUGCAGCUCCGACUUGAUAUCCGAAACUAUCUGAUAAACUAUCUGGCCACCAGAGGACCUGAUUUGCAGCCUUUCGUAACUGGAUCCCUCAUUCAACUUUUUUGUCGAGUUACAAAGUUUGGUUGGUUUGAUGAUGAUAGGUUCAAGGAGGUUGUAAAAGAAUCAAUGAACUUUUUGAGUCAGGCCACUUCAGAUCACUAUGCCAUUGGCUUGAAGAUUUUAAAUCAGCUCGUCUCCGAGAUGAAUCUGUCUAAUCCAGGACUGACAUCCACACAUCAUCGAAGGGUCGCCUGCGCUUUCAGAGAUCAGUCACUAUUUCAAAUUUUCCAGAUUUCUUUAACGUCUCUUGGCCAGCUUAAAACUGACGUUUCGAGCAGGAUGCCAGAACUAGCACUAUCUCUUGCCCUCAAGUGUUUGUCUUAUGAUUUUGUUGGGACAUCCUUAGAUGAAAGUUCUGAAGAGUUUGGUACUGUACAGGUUCCAUCUUCAUGGAGGCCUGUCUUGGAGGAUCCUUCAACUGUGCAAAUCUUUUUUGAUUACUACACAAUCACCAAGCCUCCUCUCUCGAAGGAGGCAUUGGAAUGCUUAGUGCGUCUAGCUUCAGUUAGACGUUCUUUGUUCACGAAUGAUGUCGAGCGUUCAAAGUUUCUGGCACACCUUAUGACUGGAACAAAAGAAAUUCUGCAAACAGGGCAAGGCCUUGCUGAUCAUGAGAAUUACCAUGAGUAUUGCCGGCUUCUUGGGCGGUUCAAAGUGAAUUAUCAGUUGUCAGAACUUGUAAAUGUGGAUGGUUAUGGCGACUGGAUACGCUUAGUAGCAGAAUUCACUUCAAAGUCUCUUCAAUCAUGGCAGUGGGCAAGCAGCAGUGUAUACUACCUUUUGGGCCUGUGGUCCAGACUAGUGACGUCUGUGCCUUACUUGAAGGGAGAUACACCAAGUUUGCUGGAUGAAUUUGUUCCUAAAAUAACUGAAGGCUUUAUCACUUCCAGAUUUGAUUCUGUUCAGGCUGGUUUUCCAGACGACCUUUCUGAUAAUCCAUUAGAUAACGUUGAACUUCUUCAGGAUCAGCUAGAGUGUUUUCCUUACCUUUGCAGAUUCCAGUAUGAAAAUAGUAGUCUAUACAUCAUAAAGGUUGUGGAGCCUCUGCUACAAACUUAUACAGAAAGAUCUAGGAUCCAGGCUAGUGGAGAUGUUGGUGAACUCUCUGUGAUCGAAGCAAAACUUGCUUGGAUAGUUCAUAUAAUUGCCGCCAUCUUCAAAAUUAGACAGUGUACUAGCUCUAGUGCAGAAUCACAAGAAAUAAUUGACGCUGAACUCGCAGCACGAGUUUUACAAUUGAUAAACAUUACUGACAGCGGACUUCAUAAUCAGCGUUACGGUGAAGUAAGCAAGCAGCGAUUAGAUCGUGCCAUUCUCACAUUCUUUCAAAAUUUUAGGAAGACAUACGUGGGUGACCAGGCGAUGCACUCUUCCAAGCAGUUAUAUGCCAGAUUAUCUGAGCUCCUGGGACUCCAUGAUCAUCUACUAUUACUCAAUGUUAUUGUUGGUAAAAUUGCUACAAAUCUUAAGUGCUACACGGAGAGUGAGGAGGUUAUUGAUCACACCUUAAGCUUGUUCUUGGAGCUGGCAUCUGGAUAUAUGACGGGAAAGCUACUUCUGAAGCUGGACACCGUUAAAUUCAUCAUCGGGCAUCAUACUAGGGAGCACUUCCCAUUUUUAGAAGAAUAUAGAUGCUCUCGUAGCAGAACAACCUUCUAUUAUACUAUUGGUUGGUUGAUCUUCAUGGAGGAUAGCCCUGUGAAAUUUAAAUCUUCAAUGGAUCCUCUUUUGCAGAUUUUCAUUAGUUUGGAAGCAACAUCUGAUGCUGCAUUCCGCUCUGAAGCUGUGAAAUAUGCACUGAUUGGGUUGAUGCGGGAUCUGAGAGGAAUUACAAUGGCAACGAAUAGUCGCAGAACAUAUGGACUCCUCUUUGAUUGGCUGUAUCCCACACACAUGGCUCUUGUCUUAAGAGGCAUCUCUCAUUGGACUGAUACACCAGAGGUUACGACACCGUUGCUAAAAUUUAUGGCAGAGUUCGUGUUGAAUAAAGCACAACGUCUGACAUUUGAUUCAUCAUCUCCUAACGGCAUACUCCUUUUUCGAGAAGUCAGCAAAUUAAUAGUUGCAUAUGGAUCACGGAUUUUGUCACUUCCCAAUGCUGGAGAUGUUUAUGCUUUCAAAUAUAAGGGAAUGUGGAUCUGUUUGACUAUUCUUUCGAGGGCACUUGCUGGAAACUAUGUCAACUUUGGUGUGUUUGAACUGUAUGGUGAUAGAGCACUUGCAGAUGUGCUUGACAUAGCUUUGAAGAUGACUUUAUCAAUUUCUAUGGCCGAUGUCCUGGCAUUUCGUAAGCUUACGAAGGCUUACUUUGCCUUCUUGGAGGUUCUGUUCAACAGCCACAUUACAUUUGUUUUGAAUCUUGAUACAAGCACGUUUAUGCAUAUCGUUGGAUCUCUUGAAUCUGGUGUUAAAGGCUUGGACAACAGUAUCUCAACGCAGUGUGCAUCUGCUGUUGAUAGUUUGGCUGCUUUCUAUUUUAACCAUAUAACAGUGGGUGAUGGACCUCCAUCUCCUGCUGCAAUGAACCUUGCACGACACAUCGCUGAGUGCCCCACUUUGUUUCCAGAAAUAUUGCGAACUCUCUUUGAAAUUGUUCUAUUUGAGGAUUGUGGAAACCAAUGGAGUCUUAGCAGAGCAAUGCUGAGCUUGAUACUAAUCAGCGAGCAGAUGUUCACUGAUCUGAGGGUGCAAAUAUUGGCUUCACAACCAGUGGAUAACCAGCAGCGCCUCUCCCUUUGCUUUGACAAACUAAUGGCGGAUGUUACUCGAAACUUGGAUUCCAAGAACAGGGAUAAGUUCACUCAAAAUCUGACCAUAUUCAGGCACGAGUUCCGUGUCAAGUAGCUGUGCGCUCCUUGUUAUGCAGCUUGAUACUUUUUGUGUGGUGCGGAAUGACGAUCCGUCAAACGAAUACAUGUUUUAAGCAAAUCUUCUCUCCCCGCCUACCCCACAGUAGGCUUUUGUGGAUCACACGGUAAAAGACCUUGUAUAGGGGAGGAGCAUGGGUUUGUUGUUCUUAUAGGAUAAGUGGGAAAGGGGAAAAUUCACAAUUGAUGGGUCAUGAGUUCGUUGUAAUGGUAUUUUGAUGGUGUAUUGAUAUCAGUAAUUGCGAAGUGGGGGGCAUAGCUAGAAACAUAUACAAAGAAAAAUGGGGCCCAUUAGGAGAAGAAGUACUAGGGAUUGCAGAAGCUAUCGGCAGUAUAUUGGGUGUCCAGAGAAGCUGGGGGGCUUCUGUUAGUGAAUAGAACUCGAAUUCUUUGUUAGGAGGAAAAUUUGUACAUGAAUGGUAAAACUGCUUUGUUGCCUUUAAAAAAAAUAGAAAUGACUAGAAAGAGUUGAAGAGUGUUGUAUCUGUGUAUUCCUUCAUUUUCAUGUUUAAUUGUCAAAAGUUGUUCCUUA
Molecule: messenger RNA, 4409 nt
Organism: Papaver somniferum (opium poppy)
Lineage: Eukaryota; Viridiplantae; Streptophyta; Magnoliopsida; Ranunculales; Papaveraceae
Product: exportin-7-like
Exons: 29
Coding region: 693-3854 (1053 amino acids)
Biological process (GO): protein export from nucleus
Cellular component (GO): nuclear pore; cytoplasm
Molecular function (GO): nuclear export signal receptor activity; small GTPase binding
Source: RefSeq, a predicted model, not a curated record